This is a messenger RNA of Paramecium pentaurelia, 510 nucleotides long. NCBI's taxonomy places the organism in Eukaryota, Ciliophora, Oligohymenophorea, Peniculida, Parameciidae. The record is from the annotation of a GenBank genome assembly.
AUGGAUUUAUCAGAUAUAAGAGCUAAAAUAUCUGAACUUGAAUAAAGACACAAUUAAGUCUAGUGUUCUCUAGGCAGUACUUUUUUCUAAGGAGCAGGAAAUUUGCCUCUAUCUAUCCCCUUUAUCAUCAACAGACUCACCCUGGUGGGUGGAGGUCCCUAAUGUGGUGAUCGAAGAAGAAAUCCUUAAUGUAAUUAUGUUCAAAUGGUGUAGUAUUUGCCCAUUUGAUGAACAGUUGUAAAAGCUUUCUACGAUUUCACUGAGAAUUAUUAGAUACACUUACUCUAAGAGAAAUAUAUAGAUAAUCUUCUGGCUUAUUUAGUGAAAUACUACACGAAUAUUAGCUGCCAAUAUGAGUUCAAGUUGUUUUCUGAAAACAACCAACUGCAACUGCUGGAUAUGAAGUAUGAUAUGAUUCCAGUGUUUAGGUAUUGCAAGUUGUGUAGUUUUCUAACAAAUGAACCAGCUGUGAAGUUAGAAUAUGAUGUUAGACACCAAAAACAAAAUUGA